This is a messenger RNA of Lodderomyces beijingensis, 2544 nucleotides long. The record is from the annotation of a GenBank genome assembly. NCBI's taxonomy places the organism in Eukaryota, Fungi, Ascomycota, Pichiomycetes, Serinales, Debaryomycetaceae.
AUGCCCCGACCCUUUGGAGAUAUCCUAGACCUAGGUGCAUUCUCUAGAGAGCCACCGCUAGCUGCCGAAAGAAAUCUUUCACACCUAAUCACAUCUCCCGCGAGUGUACUGAAAGAUAGAAAGGGCAGCCAUUCGCAGCCCGUCAACGUCAAGAAGCGGAAGCGAGCGAAUGAAGAAAACAACUCUAUCGGAAUUCAUCAUGCGGAACCACCGACACCGGAAGAAGUGCAAAGACGCUUAGACGAGGCCAAGGAGACGUUAUAUGGCGUCAUGGACCGCAUUUUGGACGGCCAGCCGCUUGGUUAUUGUUACGGGUAUCUAUACCAAUUGGUGGAGCGGGUUUGCAAAUUCAAGCAUGCGGAAAUGAAGAACGUGGCCACGGUCCUAUUUGACAAAAUUGAUGGUUGUUUUGAAGGCACCACUCGACAUGAGCUCUGCGAGCCGCUUGAGGCGGCGGUGGUUUCGAUGAAGGGCAACUACAGCGAUAAGGAUGAGGAAUGCGUGCGGUUUUGUAGAGAGUUUGUGGCUCGGUGGCAUCUAUGGCGUGGCAGGUUUACGCUUUUGAGCCAGGUCUUUGCAGCCAUUGAUAGAGGUUACUUGCUGCUACAUCACACUAAGCAACGCAUUCAAGUAUACGUGCUAGAGGAAUUCAGAAAUGUGAUGCAUGUUGAAAAUUACGAGCUCUCCGGUAGUGUCCUUGACUUGAUGGAAGCUUACAAAGAACUUCAAAGAUUGCAUUACGCCAACAAGUUCAACGAUGCCAGUAUCGUUGCUGAGGAUAUCGAGCUGGUUUACAGGGACUUUAUCACAGUUUUGACGCAGUUGAUCCCCUCGGUGAUCCGCCCUGCUGGCAAGAAAAGUUUGAGCAGGCUAGAGCAAGAUGUUCAAAACGGGAUCUUGGAACAAGUGGGUGCCAACAUGCCGUACAUCUAUAAAAACUAUAACCUUGGUCAGAUUUUCUUGCUAAUGGACCAAGAAAUCAAGUUUUACUCACAAUGUGACUUGUCCCCGCAAUUUACCAGCAGCUUGUUCUCGCACAUGAAUUGGAAGAUCAUAUUUGCGGAAUACAGCCAGUUUGAGCAAAUUGUGAGGGGACAAUUUGCAGAAAUAUUAGCCUCCCCCAAGACAAUGAAGAUGUUGCUCCGGGUCUGCUUGGAUGUCGAGGUAUCGCACGGGCUAGAGGGGACUCGUAACUUGAAACAUUUGUGGAUCGAGCACUGCAAGGGGGUUCUACAACAAGGGAUUGAGGACUACAGAAUGCACAAAGUGGAUACAGAGGAAUUCCCGAGUUUUAUCCACUAUGGCGUGGACAUAUUCAACACAUUUGAAAAGUUCAAUGGCGACUAUUUUAAGGACAAGAAAUUGUUUGAUGGCCUGCUCCGCACUGCUUUGGAGGAAGCCGUUAAUGCACCUGGGUGCAACGUGUUUGUCAUCCAGCUGUUGUGCAAAUUUUGCGAUACCUAUUUCAAGUCUAAAUUUAAGAGCUAUUCGCGGUUGAAAAGUGGCACGCAGUUCCUGGAUAUUCGCGAGCAGGCGCUUUUAAUUUUCAAGAGUUUAAAGAAUAAAGAUGAUUUUCUAGCUGCCCAUCGCAAGGAAACGUCGAGGAGAUUAAUCUUGGGGAAAUCGCCCAGAUUCGAAGAGGAGUACGCGUUGGUGAAGGAAUUUGUGGCCUUGAGUGUAGAAACGGAAACGUCGCAGGGGCUCCUUUCCAUGCUCGAGGAGAUUGAGCAAUCCAACAAGCUCAAACGGGAAUUUUGGCACGAAAAGGGCGACAUUAUUGAGUUUUCGCCGCUCGUGUUGGAGAAAAAGAGCUGGCCCGAUAUACCGAGCGACGACAAAGUUGAUAUUAAACUCCCGCUUCAACUCGAAGACAUAUUGAAUAGAUUUGACGAUUUUUACCGCACGGAGGACAGGCGGAAUCGGAACAAGUUGUUGGACUGGACCAAUUAUAAGCUCCACCAAUUGACAAUAACUGGCAACUUUGCAAGUGGGCCCGUUGAAAUCUCGGGCAACUUGCUCCAAGCUGUCGUGAUCUUGAUGUUCUGUGACCAGUCCACCUAUGACUUGGACCAGUUGCUGAGCAAAGUGAAUAUGGACGUCAAGCUCUUACAGGCAGUGCUCAACACCAUGAACCUGGGCAAAUGCAAGAUUCUAACACAACGGAAUAACAAGAUUUCAUACAACUCCCAAUUCAAAGCUACCAUGUCCAAGAUCAAACUUGCCAUGAUCAAAGAACAGCAACCUGUGCGAGGCUCAGGCGCCAACUCAGGCGCCAACUCAGGUCCCAACUCGAGGGAGAAAUCGCUUGAGACCGAAGUUGCUGAAAUAGUCCAGCAAAACAGAAGCGAAGAGUACAGAAGCGUGCUCGUGAAGAUCAUGAAGCAGGAGAAGAGCCUCGCGGUUGCCGACUUGCUAAACAAAGCCAUCGACAUCUUGCAAAUGCGGAGGCCUGUGUCGAUUCCAGAUUUACAGUCGAGCGUCGACGAGUUGAUCAAAAGUGAGUAUCUACACCGUGUUGAGGGUCAAAUCAAGUACGUUCCUUAA